AAGAUACACAAAUGAGAGAAUGCCACUUUUUGGGAAAAUUGUUGUUAUCAAGAGAAAUGGGACUGAUGGAACUCAUUUUCCACUCACUGCAAACUCUUGUUUGUUUGGAAGGAAAAAAGAAUGUGAUAUUCGAAUCCAGAUGCCUCGGGUUUCUAAAGAACAUUGUAAAAUUGAAGUCAAUGAAAAUAAAGAGGCAGUGCUGUUUAACUUGAGUUCUACGAUUCCAACACAGCUAAAUGGGAAUCACUUUCAGGAUCCCACACACUUAAAUCAUGGGGAUGUACUAACAAUUAUUGAUCGUUCUUUCAGGUUUGAAUAUCCACCUCACUCAUUUCCUCAGAAGAGACUUUCUAGAUCUCAAGAGAAGGAAACAUUACAGAUUCUUCAUGUUCAGCAUGUGCAACAGGUGGAAUUGCUGCAUCCUCAAAACUCAGAUUAUAAAAUUUCUCCACUUACUGGCAAGAAACUUGAAAGCCACCCUCUUAGCAGUAAUGAAAAAAAAACUCAAGAAAAUUACAGUACACCUGAAUUUAAGUAUAAAAUGCAAGACACUGAAAAAACAAAUGAAAUGUCUCCUUUUAGCAAACUUUAUGAAUUAGUGAAAGAUGAAGGUGGUGUAGACAAUGUAAAGGAAGAUACUGGUAAUGAAACCUUGCUGGAAGGUGUAUUUCACUCAACAUCCAGGACGUCUGCAACGAGUCGUGCAAAGUUGGCUAAAGCUGAACUUUCUGAAGAUAGCACACUUCAAGAAAAUGGUGGUAUAGUAGCAAAUCCAGUACCAAUCCUCUUUGAAGAGAAGGACUCUGAAAAAUCAUCAAGUAUUCAGAGUUGUGGUAUAAAAGAGAAACAAGCACCUGAAGGUACCAAUCAGUCGGAUUUCAAGUACAUGGAAGAUAAUGAAGUGGGAAAAAGCCAAAUAAUCAAAAGUGCUAAUAAGUAUGCACAUUUUAAAGCAAAUCAGAGUGCACAGCAUUUCCCUGAAUCAUGUUGUAUAGUGUCAUUGGACUAUACAGAAAAGGCUAGGUGCCUUAACAAGAUAAACUUAACAGAUGCUUUCACGCCUGUAGAAAGUAUUUUGCCCAAACCAAAGUCUAGCAGAAAGAGUACUCAGAGUUGCUCCAGUCCAUGUUCUAGAAACUCCCGAAGAUCUUCAAAGUCCAGAAGGUCAUGGGUUGAAAUAGAUUCACUGAACAAAAUGAAGAGCUCUGGAGUAACGGAAGGGUGUUCUGUACAAGUUAGUACAGAGCAACCUGAAUCUGAUAUUUUGAUUGAAAAUAUAUAUUCUAAAACAAAUGAAAACAGAGAACUGGCCACAGAAACAACGCAAAAUCUGAAAGAUUCAGAAGAUGGGAAUUCUAGUAUUGUUUUCAGUUUACUUCAUUUUAAUACUAGUAAAAACUGCAAUAACAGUAUUGAACUAAAUAAAAAUAUUUCAACUGAAUAUUCCUGUAUAGAGGCAAUAGAUAGAGAAGAAUCACUAAUACUCCCUGCAGAUCCUUCCCAAACCAAUGGAAUAAUGGCAAAUCAGAUACCUGAAAAAAACCUGGGAACAGGCUGUCCUACAAAUGAGAAUAAAAUAAAGAUAACAACAGAAGGCCAUGAGCAGAAUAUUAAUAUGAAAAAUAACAUACCGGCUUUUUCCAGUUCUUUUGAAAGUAAUGUCCAAACAUCAGCCAAGGAUGAUGCUGUUUUUGAAAUGAAUUUCUCAUGUCCUCUUAAAGUAAUCAAAAAGUCAGAGCCCAAGAAAUCACCGCAAAAACGUAAAGGUACAGAACUAGAUUUACUAGUCCAACCACUGGGAAAGAGAAAGAGAGUGUCCUUUGGUGGCCAACUGAGUCCUGAACUCUUUGAUAAGCGUUUACCUCCAAACUCGCCACUUAAAAAAGGGGCCAUUCCAGGAAGACUAAGCAUGCCAUUUGGAAACUCACCUCAAGCAGUUCUGAAAAAAGCUUCAGAAUUGAGGCGGUCUGUAAUAAAGGGUUCCUUUGAGAGGAAGCAACGUGAAAGUAUUGUGCCAAAGCAGACUGCCUCGCAUAGUGUGCCCCAAAGACAAGAAUGCUUUUCUGUUCCUCAUGUUGCAAGCCUAUCUUCAGAGGACGAAGAAGCUGCUGCACAAGAGAUGCAUGUGAAUAGGUUAUUCACUGAAGUUAAAAAAACAGAAUGUGACAAUCCAGAAUCUAAAGCCACUAUAUUGUUAAGGAGAAAAUCAUGUACUCCAAGGAGAAAUUCUAUACUUGGGAAAAGUAGAGCUGUGGAUGCUAUUCGCUCUAAAAGACGAAGUGGUGCUUCUGAAGCCAACCUGAUAGUUGCAAAGACUUGGGCAGAAGUAGUGAAACAAGGUGUUCCAAAACUACAACUGAAGUCUGCUUCAAAACAGACCUUUAAAAGAAGAUCAGUGAGGAAGGUGCCUUUAAAAUCAUCAAAGAAUACCAAUUUAUUAAAAACACCAAAAAGAAAAAUCAGCGGUCACUUUACAACAGGCCAUGCAAAUUCUCCUGCUCCAAUUGUGAUUGGAAAAGCUCAUACUGGAAUUGUGAAUAUAACCGCACAAGUUCCAAAAGUGGUGGUCAAUUACCCUUUGAAACAGCAUUCUGACUUCAGUGAAAGUUUUACAGGGUUGGCUGAAAUGUUCCACACUCCACCAAAUGGAAAACAGAACAGCUUUGUACUCGAAACUCAGACAUCAGGACCUGAAAUGAAUGCAUCAGAGGAAUCUGAAAAAAGGUCUGCUUUGAAUUUCAACAAUUCAAGCCAAGAAAGACAUAAUCAAGAUCUAACCUCCCCAGUUUUGGAAGAAGUUUCACAAAUAUCCAUUGCUGAUGAUGUCUUACUUCAAAAAAGUAUAAGAAAGGGUUUAUCAGUAAAUGAAAGAAAUAUAAUGGGAAUGGAAGAAGAAAACCUGCAACAAGAAUCAGAGCCAGACAAAGUGCGUUUGGGAGUCAAGAGGGUCUUGAGGACGCCCAAGCAAAAAUCAGAGCCAGUUGAAGCACUUUCGGAAGUCAAGAGGCUCUUUACUUCACCUAAGCAAAACUCAGAGCUGGUUGAAGCACUUUCAGGAGUCAAGAGGCUCUUGAGGACACCUAAGCAAAAAUUAGAGCCAGUUGAAGCACUUUCGGGAGUCAAGAGGCUCUUGAAGACGCCCAAGCAAAAAUCGGAACCUGUGGAGGCUCUAUCAGGGGUCAAGAGGCUCUUGAGGACACCCAAACAAAAAUCGGAACCCGUGGAGGUGCUUUCGGGGGUCAAGAGGCUCUUGAGGACACCCAAGCAAAAAUCAGAACCUGUGGAGGCUCUUUCAGGGGUCAAGAGGCUCUUCAGGACACCCAAGCAAAAAUCAGAGCCAGUUGAAGCACUUUUGGGAAUCAAGAGGCUCUUGAAGACACCCAAGCAAAAAUCAGAAUCUGUCGAGGCGCUUUCAGGGGUCAAGAGGCUCUUGAGGACACCCAGGCGAAAAUCGGAACCGGUGGAGGUACUUUCAGGAAUCAAGACGCUCUUGAAGACACCCAAACAGAACAUAGAGUCUCUUGUAUAUGAUAUCUAUACCAAAUCUAUGGUAUCUACUGAAGAAGUAUUAAAAAACAUGAUUGGAAGUGUUACCAAAAAGAAAACAAAACAGAGAAUCCAGCCUAUGGAAGAUAUCAAUAUUAAUAACAUUACUGAAGAAUUUAAGGAAACUGUGAAGCCUAUAAAAGAUAGAGAAAGUAUUCAGUUGAUGGCACCGAAGCAAAGAUUUGAACCCAUGAACAAUAUGGUUGGCAUUAGUCAGACACUGAAAACAUCAGAACUGAAAUCUUUGCCAACUGAUGACUACUUGGGAUUGCAGAAGUUUAUGACUGAACCUAAAGACAGCUCCCUAAGUCCUGAAACAGAUUAUACAGGUGUCAAAGAAAUGUUGGACACUGAAAAUGAGCAUAAGGCUGAAUUACCAGAAUCUCUGAAACUUAUGGAAGAAAAUGGAUCUUAUAUCACUUCUGGAAAUGAACUAGACUCCAUGGAAAAUGUGUCUGGAAGUUGCAAAGCAAAGCUGGAAGUUACAUUUGAAAGAGAAUCUCAUUUUCCAGUAACAAAAAAUAACAGUAGUAGUGUUCCAAACCAUGUAGGUCAUGUUGCAUGUAAUUCAUUUAAUGAAUUAAAAACAGAGUUCAAUGAGGAAACAACAAGAACAAUCUCUCUCUCUGAAAGCUAUAAGCCAGAUGGAAUGAGUUCCAAAAAUGAAGCUAAAACUGAUUUUGUGAAGGAAGCAGCUGCAAAUCCUGAUGCAUUAGAUUCAGAGAAGCUUGAACCACCUGCUUUGGGUAGAACUAGGAGAAGGAAAAUAAAUGAUUGUAGUUCUGCAGUUUAUGCAAAAAAGAUUCAGAGGCCUACAAAGAAUACCCAUAGAACAAGAUCAGCUAAUGGUGUGCAAACCAGUGAAAGUUUUGACAUCCUUACAGAACUAAAUCCAGUAUGCAAAUCUGAAAGCAAUUUUACAGCCAUUGAAACCAAGACCAAACAAUCUCAAAGAAGAAGACCAAAGAAGCUGCCUGUUAAAACAAAUGGGAAUAUAGGAUCUGAUAACAUAAGCCAUACUCAGGAAUUAGAGAAACCUUCAAAGGAAACAACAGUGGAAAAACAGCCUGUAAACAGGAGAAAAGUGGCAACUAGAAGAAAUGGAAAAACUGAAGCAAGUAUGGGUUUGGAAGAAAAUGGGCCAACCCAAGAAAAUGAAGGUGACUUAACUGCCAAAACAUGGCUACGGUCUAGAAAUGUAAAAAAGAGUGCAAGUGACCUGAAGACAAAGCUUGCCAAAGAUAAAACUGCUCAUGCGAUGUCAGGGGAAGAAAGUAUUAAAAGAAAUAGAAGAGGAAAGAUUGCUGCAAUACAAUCAAACCCUGAAACGUUACUCACAGCUUUUAAUGAACGUAAGCAAGGAAGACAAAAAGUACAGUACAAAUCUAGAAUACCUCAAAUGGAAACUUCAGAAAAUAACCUAACAACAAUGAAAGAAAAUUUAGUGAGGAAGGGGAAAGGGAAAAAAGUUCAUUUUCUACUUAAAAAUGACUUUAAGGUUUCUGAAGAAAAAUGUGCACUUGGAUAUGAGGAUAAUGCUCAUGAAGAAAAAGACAGUGCGUUUCUUGAAAGUUCUGUUUUUCCAAAAGAGAAUACAUCACAAAGCUGCAAAAGAAAAGCUGUUCCUGUUAAAACACAAGUAAGUUGUGGGUCUUAUUUUAAAGACAAAUGCACAUUAGAGAACUGCAAAGACAGCCGUAAACAGGUGUCUUUUGAAAAUGUUACUCCUACAGAGUGUCUGCCUGCAUUUAACUCUAGUUUUGUCCAAGAGAAAUCCAUGAUGGAAAUUCAAGCUGAAAACAUUUCUAAUGGGAUCCCAAAGGUUCCCUUGGAAAGCAUGCAAGCUCCCACAGAGCACAAUCGACGCAGAAGAGAAAAGCUAGCAAGAGAGAAUCAGUCUGGCAGAGGUAGAGGCAAAAAAGCUAUUUUCAGCCCCUCUGAAGAAAGUGACAGUAAACUAGCCUCUGAUGUGAAAGAACAUAAUAUGAUUGUCACUCUAAAAGAAAAUCAGCCGAAAAGGGGCAGAGGGAGAAAGAUUGUUCAAGUGCUUCCCAAACCUAGUCCUUUGGAAAAUACUGCUUUUGGAGAAGAGGAUUCAACAAUGAACAGUUUCCCUUUUGCCCAGGGAGGAUGUUCUUUGCCGCAAAUUCAAAAUGAGAAUGUUGAGGAAACUGAAAAGAUGCCAGUAGAAAAUGUGCAAAUUCUUGAAAAGCACAUUCCACCAAAAAGGGUAGUAAAAGACAAUCCACCCAGGAGAAAUAGAAGCAAGCAAGUCAAUGAAACAUCCAGUAAUGAGGCAGCUGAUGUUCAAGACCCAAAUAUGUUUAUCAGCCAAGACGAUAAUAUGUCCAAAAGGGGAAGAGGGAAAAGGGGUGCGCCAGAAUCCUCUUCACUGAAGAGCCAAGGGGCAGUGAAAGAGAAUCCACCUAGGCGAGGCAGGCACAAACGGACUAUGUCUGGUGAAAUAUCUGCAGAUGAUGGCAGUACACAGACAACCGCUAUAAAAGGCCAAAAUAUAGUUGGCAAAAAUGCUUGCCCUGCAAAGGGAAAUCAACCAAGAAUGAGUGGAAGAAGAAAAAUCACUCUUGUAUUUCAGAAAACCCUUUCUCCUAUCGAAAAUGACACUGUCCAUUUGCUAUCAUCAAACGAAGGGAGACAUUCAGCUGGACAGCCAAAUGAAGGUUUGAAAACAGCAAAUAAUGCAGAUGGGAAUUUCUCACGUAAAUAUAGACAAAGAAAAGCAGAUGAUGAAAUUUCAGCAAGCUCAGUUUCUUCCAGUAAAAGUUCUAAAUUGAUUGAUAAUAACAUUCAAGAAAACAGAAUGAAAGAUCUACAAGGUGUAGCACAACAGAAUAUAUCCAGAAGAAGUAAAAGAAAACAAUUAACACCUUGUGGAACUUCAACAGAAAGUAAUGAUGAACUAAGAAUUAACGAUAGAAAGACUGAGCCAGGAACAGAUAAAGCGGAUCCUUUAGAAAAUAGCUUUGAAAAAAAGCACCAAUCAACUAUUGCAUCACUAGUUUCUCCCUCCCUGAAAGUAAGCAUCACUUUGUCACCAUUAUCUUCUGCUAAUGAAAAUCAAAGCGGAAAUUGCAAACGUUCUGUUGGAAAAGGGAAAUUAGCAAAACGUUCUGAUACAUAUAACAUAAUGACACGUUCUGUCAGAGGAAAAUGCAUGGUUCCAAAAGAAGAGUUUUUUCAUGAAAACCAAAACAGAGAUUUAGAGAAAACAGCUACGGCAAGCAAGAACAAUCAAAGGAAAGGUAGAAGAAAAGUUAAGGAACUUGAGGCUGCUGUUUCUCCUUCCCUCAAAGAAAAAAUUAUAUUGUCUGCAGACAGUGAUAUUGUUCCUGAUGACCAAAUUAGGAUUCUAAAUAACGUGUCUAAUAAAAAAGUUUCUUUAAUGGGCAAGGGACAGAAAUUUCUUAAAAUAAAAACCAUGACCCAAAAUACCAAUCAAAGUAAUUCAUCUAAUUACGACCAAAAUAAAAAUGUGGAGCACUCAAGUAUGCUGGUGCAAAAGAGUUCAUCAAAAUGGGGCAAAAGAAAACAAAUUAAGAGCAAUUCAGAAACAAAUGCCACUGCUAACACAAUGAAAAAUGUAUUUCCAGAAAAUAAAUCAACAACAUCUAAAACAGAAAACACUGAAAGUAUAACCGUGCAAACAAGAGGAAAAAAGAGAAUGAAAGAAGAGAAUACCACCCUGGUGGCUGAGCUGCUUGGAGAGACAGAAGGCAGGACAAGAGCAAGCAAAAGAAGAAGAAAAUAGAUUGUAAUAUUUGCUGUGGGUGCAUUUUUAUCUGAGAUUAAUAAAGUAUGCUUCAAGGUUCACUUCAGCUUAACCCUUGAAAUGGAUAAUAUCUGAUGCAAAUAUUCUGUAAAUACCUUUUCAAAUUGUUUUAGGACUUGUUUGCUUAAAAUAUUAAAGGAUAAGGAAUUUAAAUUUUAACUGCUCUGAUUUGUAUUGUCAAGAAAUUUGUAUUGUCAAGAAAUUUUAAAAUGCUGAUGUUACUGUACUUGUGUCUUUUAAUAUUAAAAAUAUGCAGUAUUGCUUUUUAUGAUGACCCAAUUGGAGGCUGCCUGCCAGAAUAGCAUAGGUUAGGCAAUGUUCUUUUUGGAAUCAGUGCUAAUAUUAGCUCAUUCUUCUUCCAUACUAUAGUAACUGAUAAUUACUAGGAUGGAAAACAUUAGCUAUUCAGUUUCCCAGAACAUACAAAUUUGAAUUUUUAUGAGGCUGGUGUUUUCUCUGUUUAG
Molecule: messenger RNA, 7800 nt
Organism: Candoia aspera
Lineage: Eukaryota; Metazoa; Chordata; Lepidosauria; Squamata; Candoiidae
Gene: MKI67
Product: marker of proliferation Ki-67
Exons: 16
Coding region: 20-7315 (2431 amino acids)
Biological process (GO): regulation of chromosome segregation; regulation of mitotic nuclear division
Cellular component (GO): nucleus; chromosome
Molecular function (GO): protein binding
Source: RefSeq, a predicted model, not a curated record